Messenger RNA from Coregonus sp. 'balchen', 9320 nucleotides. The record is from the annotation of a GenBank genome assembly. NCBI's taxonomy places the organism in Eukaryota, Metazoa, Chordata, Actinopteri, Salmoniformes, Salmonidae.
GGUUCACACUGGGCUAACAGUAGUUAGCAAGACCUCACUGAAAAGUUUGAUACAAAAUGUACUUUAGCUAGCCAGCCAGCUACCAGAAGAGGGAGACUGUACUGCAAGAAUACAAUACAGACUAUUCGACAGAUGAAUUGGGAAAUCUUAAACAAGUUCAGAUAGCUAGCUAAUGUAAGUUACCUAACGUUAGCUAGCUGCUAGCAAACAACACGGCACAGCCAGCGAACCGAAUCAAGACAAGGGCUUAUGGACACGACGUGGUAACUUCACCGGUACACCUCCCUCACCCACACAUUCUUUGGAAAAGUAAGCAACACCAUUGAGAAAGGUAAGAAUGGAUUUACCGUUAGCUGCCAUGUUAGGCUAGCUAGUUAGCUAGCUAUGCUCACCAAGACAAAAACAACAACAGUUCAACUUAUUCUCUAGUUUGUCUUGCCUCUGGUCUGUACUCAAAAUUAUCAGACAUUGUUUAUUUAGGAUGAUUGCUUUCACGUAACUAUAGUUAAGUCUAUAGAUUUCUUUCAAUGAAUGUUUACAUAUUCAAUGUGCUUUUUGAAUGCAUGUUUUGGGAUAUGGAAUUUCAUGUAAUUUGGAUUCAAUCAAAUCUACCAGUCAUGAAUUUAACAAAAGUCUCAUGAUUAGCCUAUAUUGCUGACCUACUGGUGGUCAGACCUGCUGACCAUGCCAUAGUUACUGUAUGUUGUGCUAUGGCCCACCCUGUCUGUGCCAAGCCCUUUAGAAUGACUCACUCAAAGCACAGCAGCAGAUAUUCUGAGAACCAGCAUGACAGGUUAUUAGCUAGAUGACAAGUCUGAACCAGUAAUUUCCUACAUUUUUUUUUUCUGUACUAGACUUGUUCUAUUGAGUAAAAGCCUAGAAUUGGCAUUAAAGGAAACAUUUGUUUUCUGUUCACAGAGUUGAAGAAAAGGGAAUGUUUUGACAAGUGUGGCACUCAGGUUGGGUUUGCCGAAACGUCAGACUGUUACCAUGUUUACCCCAUGGCUAUUCAGUCUGAAAGAAGUUUGCCUGAAAAAGUCUCUACAAGCCAGAAUGUUGAAUAAAAUGAUAUUUACACUUACUUUACUGGUUGUACAUGCUGUUGGUCCUAAUGGCGGUAGGAAGUGGAUAUAGGGUAUCCACAGGAAAGUGUUGUUUACUCUGCUUUUUGCGGCUCCAGUAGGUUCUGUUGCUGGUAUUUUAAAUCUCCUGACACAUACAUGUGAUGCACAAUAUGUGAACGAUAGCCGAAUGUUACCAAAAGUAGUGGACCUAAGCACAUUUCCUCGCAAUCAGCUGUGAAAUUUGGCACCUGAUUGCAUUGGACAACAUUUGGUCUGUGGUUCGGUUUGGCCCGGCCAUAUCGUGCAAGUGUUUGUCAUGUGCGAAUUGCUUCAGAAUUGAAAAUAAAAACCGAAAAUACAAAAGAUAUACAGACCAUAGGGACAAUAUCGGGUAAAGUAAGUUAAAAUUAAGUUUGUUCAACAUUCUGACUUGUAAUGGGACUGUUCGGGAAUGCUGAGCCUACAUGUUAGAGACGAGAGUGUAAGUAUUUCACUCUCGGAUUCUAAAAGAGGCUAAGGUUGGUUAUGAGACGAGUGUUUGAUUGCUGCACUAGCAGAGACAGUUGAGCUCACUCUCUCUCUCACUCUCUCACCCUCACCCUCUCUCUAAUCCUACAACAAAGAACCCCAAUAACUAGGUCAUGUUCAUUAGGCACCAAAACAGAAGAAAACAGUCUGAAAAAGGGAGGGACUACCAGGACUUGUCCAAUAAGAAUAGCAUUUUUUUUUGUUUCAAAUGUUUUCCUACAGUUUGCCCUAAUAACUCUACCUGGGUUUCCUUUUGAUAUGACCUAGUGAUCCAUUCAGUCAUAUAUAGAGACAUAGAUAGGUCUUUAAAUAUUGUUGCAUAAUUACCCUGUUCCUCACAGCAACAGGAGAGACCAUGUCAGCGACAUCAUGACAGACAGGGAAGAGGCGCUUUAGCACCCUGACCACAAGGCAAGGAGCCAUGGAUGGGUUACUGCAGCUACCUUCCCCUGAGCACCUUGAACAGGUGAAUGGGGAGACUAGGACAGGCCCCCUGCCCCUAUGUAGCCCAAACUCUCCACAGCCCCUGGACACAGUAGCUGAUGAUAUAUGGACUGCAAGGGAGGUGGAGGCAGUGGCCUCUGACUUUGGAGGGUUGACGGACCUGCAGGAGCUGGGGGUUGAGGAGGGUGAGGGCAGUGGGGCGGAGAGGCCGAGGUCCCCCAUCUCGAGGGUAUCAUGGAAUGGGACUGGCAGCCAACAGAAUGGAGAGAAUGGAGAAGGAGGGGAAGAGGAGAGACUAGAGAAGGACAAGACCAGCUACAGCAGACAAGACAGUCCUGCUGCUGCUAACAACUACACAGGUAAAAGAGAGUAAAUGAAAUACAUUGGUUAUAUUUGAAAUAAUACACUAAGUGGAAUGGGUGAAUCAGAUGGGUGUUGUCUCUCUGUGUGUCAGACCUGUCUCACACGUCGUCUCCCUCGCUGUCGGAGCAGCUGCGUCUGGGACGGGAUGAGGCCACGGGCCCUGGUAUCAACGUGGAGUGUAGGAUCUGUGCUGACAAAGCUUCAGGGUUCCACUACGGUGUGCAUGCCUGCGAGGGCUGCAAGGUGAGACAGAUUCUGCAAGUCUACCAAUGGGUCUUAAUCAUCAGAAAACCUAAUGCCUAAUGUUCUUAGGUCUUAAAUCCUGGAGGUUUUGUCAUGGCUACUAACAGCCUCAACCUGAGCUUAGCUUGAGUUUAGUUUGUGUCCUGUUUGGCAGCAUUCCCGCCAUUGAAGUUCGGUAGCCCUUUCCUGCAGUCAAAUGACCUAGUGGCCUCAUGGGUGGAAUGUUAUUCAUAUUUCUCAUAGUUAAAACAUUAUUUUAAAUAACCCGUCGAAAAUCUGGUCUUUCUAUGUCAAACAGAUUUGUUAUAUUUCAGUCUUCUGUGAUGUACAUAAAGUGUAAUGUUGGGAUGCAAACUUAAUAUUGAAUACAUUUAAACUAUAUCUGACAUGGUACAGGUGUCUUCUUUUUUUAAAGACGAUAACCAUGUGUGUGAGGUGUAAACUUUUGUUUCAAAUUAGAUUAAUUGUUUAAUACUACCACUCUGUGUGACCCUGAUUUAGCCCACUGCAGUAAAAUGUUAUUAACCUGCAACUCAAGUUCAAUGGCCACAAUGUGUGACUUGUGUUAAAUCUGACUUCCUUGUAAUGCCUCCAUUUGAAAAUAAACUAAACUCUCUCGCUCUCUCUCUCCUGUGUGUAUCAUGUGGUCUAGGGCUUCUUCCGGCGGACCAUUCGGAUGAAGCUGGAGUAUGAGCGCUGUGAGAGGGCCUGUAAGAUCCUGAAGAAGAACCGUAAUAAGUGCCAAUACUGCCGCUUCCAGAAGUGCCUGGCCCUGGGCAUGUCCCAUGAUGGUGAGAGGAGACCGUUAAUGGGUCUUUUAGGGUCUGGAAAUACUUGAUUAUUUUACAGGUUAAGGGCCAGUUUCCCAGACGCAGAUAAAGCCCUGGACUGAAAAUCAUGUUCAAUGGAGGAUCGUAAUCUGUGUCCUGAAAACUGUCCAUAAGAACUACUGAAAAUGUGUCUCAAUAUUCACAAUAUUCAUUUAUGAAACUCUUGAACCUCAUUUUGGUGGUGCUAUACAGUGCAUUCGGAAAGUACAGCCUUAUUCUAAAAUUGAUAAAAAAUAUAUAUAUCCUCAUUAAUCUACACACAAUACCCCAUAAUGACAAAACAAAGAAAGGUUUUUAGAAAAUUUUGGAAAUGUAUUAAAAAGACCCCCUGAAAUAUGACAUUUACAUAAGUAUUCAGACCCUUUACUCAGUACUUUGUUGAAGCACCUUUUGCAGCUUCAAGUCUUCUUGGGUUUGAUGCUACAAGCUUGGCACACCUGUAUUUGGGGAGUUUCUCCCAUUCUUCUCUGCAGAUCUGCAAGUUUUGUCAGGUUGGAUGGGGAGCGUCAAUGCACAGCUAUUUUCAGGUCUCUCCAGAAAUGUUAGAUCAGGUUCAAGUCUGGGCUCUGGCUGGGCCACUCAAGGACAUUCAGAGACUUGUCCCGAAGCCACUCCUGCAUUGUCUGGGCUGUGUGCUUAGGGUCGUUGUCCUGUUGGAAGGUGAACCUUUGCCCCAGUCUGAGGACCUGAGUGCUCUGGAGCAGGUUUUCAUCAAGGAUUUCUCUGUACUUUGUUCUGUUAAUCUUUCCCUUGAUCCUGACUAGUCUCCCAGUCCCUGCAACUGAAAAACAUCCCCACAGCAUGAUGCUGCCACCACCAUGCUUCACCGUAGGGAUGGUGCCAGGUUUCCUCCAGAUAUGACGCUUGGCAUUCAGGCCAAAUAGUUCAAUCUUGGUUUCAUCAGACCUGAGAAUCUUGUUUCUCAUGGUCUGAGAGUCCUUUAGGUGCCUUUUGGCAAACUCCAAGCGGGCUGUCAUGUGCCUUUUACUGAGGAGUGGCUUCCGUCUGGCCACUCUACCAUAAAGGCCUGAUUGGUGGAGUGCUGCAUAGAUGGUUGUCCUUCUAGAAGGAUAUCCCAUCUCCACAGAGGAACUGAAGCUCUGUCAGAGUGACCAUUGGGUUCUUGGUCACCUCCCUGACCAGGGCCUUUCUCCCCCGAUUGCUCAAUUUGGCCAGGCAGCCAGCUCUAGGAAGAGUCUUGGUGGUUCCAAACUUCUUCCAUUUAAGAAUGAUCGUGACCGCUGUGUUCUUUGGGACCUCCAAUGCUGCAGAAAUGUUUUGGUACCCUUCCUCAGACCUGUGCCUCGACACAAUCCUGUCUCGGAGCUCUACGGACAAUUACUUAGACCUCAUGGCUUGGUUUUUGCUCUGACAUGCACUGCCAACUGUGGGACCUUAUAUAGACAGGUGUGUGCCUUUUCCAAAUCAUGUCCAAUCAAUUGAAUUUACCACGUGGACUCCAAUCAAGUUGUAGAAACAUCUCAAGGAUGACCAAUGGAAACAGGAUGCACCUGAGCUCAAUUUCGAGUCUCAUAGCAAAGGGUCUGAAUACUUAUGUAAAUAAGGUAUUUCUGUUUUUUAUUUUUAAUACAUUUGCUCACAUUUCUAAAAACCUGUUAUCGCUUUGUCAUUAUGGGGUAUUGUAUGUAGAUUGAUGAGGAAAACAAUUAAUUUAAUUUUAGAAUGAGGCUGUAAUGUAACAAAUUGUGGAAAAAGUCAAGAGGUCUGAAUACUUUCCGAAUGCACUGUACAUCCUUCGAUGCUAAUGCUACUCUGUCUACCCAGCGAUCCAAUAUGGCUGUAGGCAUGAUGCUAACAUGUCUGUGUCUGUUUCACCUUCAAUGCUAACGCUACUCUGCCUGUUUGCCUGGCAGCGAUCCGGUAUGGGCGUAUGCCGGGGGCUGAGAAGAAGAAGCUAGUGGCUGGCCUGCUAGCGGAGCAACUGGACCCCCACCACCCUGGUGGCUCAGACCUUAAGACCCUGGCUAAACAGGUGUACCAAGCCUACCUGAAGAACCUCAUUAUGACCAAGAAGAAAGCCCGCAGCAUCCUCACUGGCAAGACCAGCUGCACAACGGUAUGCUCACUGUUAUGUAAAUAUACACUGAGUGUACAAAGCAUUAGGAACACCUGCUCUUUCCAUGACAGACUGACCAGGUGAAUGCUAUGAUCCCUUAUUGAUAUCACCUGUUAAAUCCACUUCAAUCAGUGUAGAUGAGGGGGAGGAGACAGGUUAAAGAAGGAUUUUGAAGCCGUGAGACAAUUGAGACAUGGAUUGUGUAUAUGUGCCAUUCAGAGGGUGAAUGGGCAAGACAAAAUAUUGAAGUGCCUUUGAAUGAGGUAUGGUGGUAGGUGCCAGGCGCACCGGUUUGAGUGUGUCAAGAACUGCAACGCUGCUGGGUUUUUCAUACUGAACAGUUUCCCGUGUGUAUCAAGAAUGGUCCACCACCCAAAGGACAUCAAGCCAACUUGACACAACUGUGGGAAGCAUUGGAGUCAACAUGGGUCGGUAUCCCUGUGGAAUGCUUUCGACACCUUGUAGAGUCCAUGCCCUGGCAUUUUGAUGCGGUUUUGAGGGCAAAAGGGGGUGCAACUCAAUAUGAGGUGUUCCUAAUAUUUUGUACACUCAGUGUAAAUAAUGAAAUGGAAGCACUCAAAUAAAAAGCAAGAGAAUACCCAGAAUUAGACACGAACAUUGAGAAACUGCCACGUCAACAGUUCACUUUACACACUUUACACAGAAUAGUCAGGUCCAAAAUGAUUGAAACCCUUGAUAAAGAUGAGCAAAAAAGACUGUAUACAAUAAAUAAUACAAAUACUGAGCUAUAUUGUAUGCUCCAAAACAUAUGAAAAUUAUAUUGUUUUAUACUAAUACAAUUGCUCAGUAUUUUGUUUAACAAGUAAUAAAAAAGCUGGUGGUCGAAAUUAUUGCCACCCCUGUUUUCAAUACUCCAGCACCCUCCCCUGGCGAGGAUAAGGACACGGAGACUUUUUCUAAAAUGUUUAAUGAGAUUGGAGAACACAUUAGGAGUUAUCUUACACCAUUCCUCCAUACAUAGAAUCUUUCCAGAUCCUUGAUAUCCUUUGUCUGCACUUAUGGACUGCCCUCUUCAAUUCAAACCACAUGUUUUCAAUGGGGUUCAAGUCCAAAGACUGAGAUGGCCAUUGCAAAAUUAUGAUUUUGUGGUUAAGUAACCAUUUCUUUGUGGAUUUUGAUGUGUGCUUGGGGUUACUGUCUUGCUGUAAGAUCCACUUGCGGCCAAGUGUCAGCCUCCUGGCAGAGGCAAACUGGUUUUUGGCAGAAAUGUCCUGGUACUGGGUAAAGUUCAUGAUGCCGUUGACCUUAACAGGAUCCCCAGGACCAGUGGAAGCAAAAUAGCCCCAUAACAUCAAAGAUCCACCACCAUCUUUUACCGUAGGUGUGAGGUACUUUUCUGCGUGUGCUUCUGUUUUUCAACCCACCACUGGUGUGGUGGCCAAAGAGCUCUAUUUUCAUGUCAUCUGACCAUAGCACCGGUUCCAAUCUAAGUGCCAAUGCCAUUUAUCAAACUCCAGGCGGUGCUGUGGUCAGGUGAUAUGAAAAUAGAGCUAUUUGGCCAAAAACCUGGUUGCCUCUGCCAGGAGGCUGACGAUUGGCUGCAAGUGAAUAUUCCAGCAAGACAAUAACCCCAAGCACACAUCAAAAUCCACAAAGAAAUGGUUAACAGACCACAAAAUCAACAUUUUGCAAUGACUAUCUCAGUCCUCGGACUUGAACCCCAUUGAAAAACUGCAGUUUGAAUUGAAGAGGGCAGUCUUUAGGAGCAGACAAAGGAUAUCAAGGAUCUGGAAAGAUUCUGUAUGGAGGAAUGGUCUAAGAUCACUCCCAACAUGUUCUCCAAUCUCAUAAAACAUGUUAGAAAAAGGCUCAGUGUCAUUAUCCUCGCAAGGGUAGGGUGAUGGAGUACUGAAGACGGGUGCCAAUAAUUUUAAUCCUUAUCUUUUUUGGUAUUUGUAUUACUUGUUAAACUAAAUGUAUUUUUCUGAGAAAUUUAUUUAGUAUAAAAUAAUAUAAUUUCCCACAUGUUUGGAGCAUACAAUAUAGCUCAGUAUUUGUAUUAUUUAUUUUAUACAGUCUUUUUUGCUCAUCUUCAUCAAGGGUGUCAAUAAUUCCGGUUAGAAGUUAGAACCCUUAGAAUACACUCUGAGCUUCAUUAGGAGGAAGACGUUUCUGGUUGCACCUAGGUAGGAUACGCCUUCCAAGCUGAACCAAUGAUGUGUAUGUUUAUGGUCAUAACUCACAAUAACCCCUCUGAGCUUGGAUGAGGGGGAAGGCUUUUCUGGUUGCACCAAUGUAGAUGCAUAUUACUAUUAACCUCCUCAUGGAAAGGUUUAGUGGCUGAUUAUUUGUAGAGUUCUGAAGUUUUCAUCUGCCUCUUAUCAAUCUGUUUUUCAUAAUGAGUUUUAACUUGUCAUAGACAAAAAAGCAUUAUAUAAGGAUUUUGUUUAGCUGAAUAGUUUUAAAAGAAAACGAAGACUAGACUGUUAAAAGAUUAAUGCGCUCUCUCGCUCGGCAGCCAUUUGUGAUCCAUGAUGUGGACACCCUGUGGCAAGCAGAGAGUGGUCUAGUGUGGAACCAGUUAGUCCCCGGCGCGCCCCUCACAAAGGAGAUAGGGGUACACGUGUUUUAUCGCUGUCAGUGCACCACGGUGGAGACGGUACGAGAGCUCACUGAGUUCGCCAAGAACAUCCCAGGGUUUGUGGAUCUCUUCCUCAACGACCAGGUAUGGCAUGGACCACGGUCUUCUUCUCAACAGAGCUUAACAACCCUUGGCUUUUCACUUAUUCAUUAUCAACUUAAUUUAUUGUCAAACUCAGUGAAAUGUACUGACAGUAAUGUAGAAAUAUCUGCCAUAGUUAUACGACGAAAACAUAAUGAAUUUUCUUGUGUCAAGUGUUCAAACUGCUGUUAAUGGCACUUUACUUUAUUGUUGAAUUCUAAUUUCUCCCUUAUUUACCUGCCUGCUUCCAUCAGGUGACCCUACUAAAGUAUGGCGUCCACGAGGCCAUCUUCGCCAUGCUGCCCUCCCUCAUGAACAAAGAUGGCCUCCUGGUGGCCAACGGGAAGGGCUUUGUGACCCGGGAGUUCCUGAGGAGCCUCCGUAAACCCUUCAGUGAGAUCAUGGAGCCCAAGUUUGAGUUUGCUGUAAAGUUCAAUGCUCUGGAGCUGGAUGACAGUGACCUGGCUCUGUUUGUGGCCAUUAUCAUCCUGUGUGGAGGUAUGGUAUACUUUUGUACUAGUAGUAUCAUAGUAAUUCUGACACUAUACUGUUCUUCCCUAAUAACCCUGGCCCUAACGUUGUUCAUAGCCGCUAUUAUCCUGUGUGGAGUUGAGGGGAGCUCUUUUUCAAUUCAUCUUUCCCUCAAUUCCUGGUAUCCUCUCUCCUCACCUCUUUCUCAAAACACAUUGGAGAAUAAGAUAUGGUCCAAUAUGGUUGCGAAGGAGGUGAGGAGAUAGGAUGCGAGGAAUCACGGAAAGCUUUUAGUGAGGUUGUGUUGUGAGUUGGCAGCUCUGUCACGUCUGUGGUCUACCCAUCGAACUAUUCACUAUCUAUCUGCAGAUCGCCCGGGGCUAAUGAACGUGAAGCAGGUAGAACAGAGUCAGGACGGUAUUCUCCAGGCCUUGGACCAGCACCUGCAGGCCAACCACCAGGACUCCCUCUACCUCUUCCCCAAGCUGCUGAACAAGAUGGCUGACCUCAGACAGCUGGUCACAGAGAACGCCUUGCUGGUGCAGAAGAUCAAGAAGACAGAGUCGGAGACCUCUCUGCACCCGCUACUACAGGAGAUCUAUAAGGACAUGUACUGA